ACUCUCAUAUAACAGAUUCGCUCACUCCGCUCCAGACAAACCAAUCAGAUCGAAUGCCGCUACUCUAGUACCAGAAUUCAUACAAGUUUCUGUUUUCUCAUACAAAAGCUAUGACGAGGAGACAAGUCAAUACUCGCCGACCGGGUGAUCCUAAAUCAACCUCUUCUCCCAUCUUAUAUGUCGCUCUUCUUGCCGUGGGAGCAUUGCUUAUUCUUGCCUAUUCCCCAAGUGGCAGAGGCGGACUUGGUAGUAUUAAAGGGGCUGUUAGCCGGGUUCAAGGUGAUUACUCAUGCACAGCGGAAGUCCAGCAAGCGAUUCCUGUUUUGAAGAAAGCAUAUGGUGACGGCAUGCAUAAGGUGUUGCAUGUUGGCCCUGAUACUUGUACAGUGAUUUCUAAAUUGUGGCGUGAGGAGGAAACUGAAGCCUGGGGUGUGGAUCCAUACGAUGUAGAGGAUGCUGAUAGAAGUUGCAAAGCUCUUGUGCGUAAAGGCAUAGUGCGUGUUGAGGAUAUCAAGUAUCCACUUCCGUACAGACCUAAAUCGUUUUCUCUUGUCAUUGUUUCGGAUUCUUUGGAUUAUCUCUCUGAAAGGUACCUCAACAAGACCCUCCCGGAUCUGGCAAGGGUAUCAGGUGAUGGUCUUGUAAUCUUUACUGGCUCUCCUGGCAAGCAGAGAGUUAAAGCAGCUGAGGUCUCCAAGUUUGGUAGGGCGGCUAAAUUAAGGAACACAGCCUGGUGGACUAAGUUUUUUAGGCAGGUUAGCUUAGAAGAGAACGAAGGUGCCAGCAAGAAGUUUAAUGCUGCUGCAACAAAGAUGUCAUUUGUCUCAAACUGUCAAAUUUUCCACCUCAGGUCAUUCAAUUGACAUAUUCACAUAUUCGUCUCUGUCUUGAAGCUGAUAGUCUCAGUAAUUUUUACCACGAUCUGUCUAGCCUUAUCCUUUACAUAUGUUUAUUCUUACAUUGAAAUUGUUCUGGAAGUAAAACAUAAAUUACUAUGGUGAAUCAUGAGUUCAGAUGUGUCGGAUAAAUUAGUUAUUGUGAUUGAUUGCUGUAGGUUUGUA
Molecule: messenger RNA, 1061 nt
Organism: Argentina anserina (silverweed cinquefoil)
Lineage: Eukaryota; Viridiplantae; Streptophyta; Magnoliopsida; Rosales; Rosaceae
Product: probable pectin methylesterase CGR2
Exons: 6
Coding region: 111-863 (250 amino acids)
Biological process (GO): pectin metabolic process
Molecular function (GO): methyltransferase activity
Source: RefSeq, a predicted model, not a curated record